CCUCAGCUGAUGCUACUUCGCCAUGUGAUAUAAAACCUAAAGACAACACUAUCUUUGAUAUGUUCAACCUCUAGCUCUUGUUAAGUAUUAGAAUCGACGUCUUUUUAGCUCGCCUAGAUAAGAUAUUCUCAAUCGGAGAUAAAAGUGAAAACUCACAGCACAGAAUCCCGCAAAUGGCCGAGCUCGUAGCGGCAGAGGAACCAUCGAUGGACCUCCCCGUCAUCGACCUAGAUAUUUACCUCAACAACCCUCUCUCUAGCACUGCUGUCCAAGAGGAAAGUCGACGUGCUGCCUAUGCGUUAAUCACGUACGGGGCGCUGGUACUUCACGACUCGCGGGUGUCGGAGUCGGAUAACGAGGUGUUCCUUGACUUGCUCGAAGACUAUUUUGCGCAGCCGGAUGAGACGCUGAAGCAUGAUGAGCGACCCGAACUCGGCUACCAGGUUGGUGUCACCUUGGAAAACACGGAGAAACCGAAGUGCGCGGUUGAUGAACCGUGCCUACGUGUCAUCGAGCGGUUGGCGUCUACCGAAAGACCCCUUGAUAUCGGUGGUCACCAGCCAGAUCCCAAGUGCCGCUUCUUCUGGAAGAUGGGCGAGCCGACACCAUAUGCCACACAAUUUCCGGGGUUGAAUGCAGAGAAUGUGAUACCAGAAACCUCGAACAUCAGGGAAAGGUGGACGCCGAUCAUGGAGACAUGGGGAAAGAGCAUGAAGAGCGCUGUCUCAGGACUUGCAGAAAUGGCUUCAGUCGGUAUGGGACUUCCUGCCUCAACCUUCACCGAUGCUGGGCGAUACGGCCCCCACCUCCUCGCCCCAACGGCCUCCGACCUCGAAAAAUAUGGUGCCAAAGACACCAUCCUCGCGGGCUUCCACACGGACCUCAACUUCCUCACCAUCCAUGGGCGCUCGCGAUACCCAGGCCUGCACAUCUGGGCGCGCAACACAGGCCGCCGCAUCGCCGUCAGCAUCCCACGGCCCACACCAGGGCAAGCCGGGAGCUACCUACUCGUGCAAGCCGGCAAGCAGUUCGAGCACCUAACAGGCGGGCUCGUCAAGGCCGGGUACCACGAAGUCGUGGUCAACGACGCGACGCUCGAGACCGUCGCCGCGCGCCGCGACAAUUUUCCCGACAGGCCGUUAGUACGCAUCAGCAGUACUUUCUUCUGGCAUCUUAGCAGCGAUUACGACCUCGCGCCUAUCCCCGCGCUAGCAGUUCAGGCGAAGGCCGUGCGUGCAAAGAAUUUCGAUUUGGGGAGGGACGAGGGCGAGGAGGUCGAGUAUGAGGCUAUGAAGGUUGGGCAGCAGGUGCAGAAUGAGUUAAAACAUAUCGCACUGCUGGCGUGAGAUUAUACAGAUAUAAGGCCGUGAGGAAGGAGGCUAGGUAAAUUUGGUGUGAAAUGGGUUUCUUGACAGUGAAUGCCCAAGUACAUACUUACUUUAGGCUAGGUACCUACCUAGGUAGGCGAUAAAUACUCUGUGCCUAGGUGCUUAAUAGAUCGCAUUGCCUGGUCCAAAAAGACAAAUAAAACACAUGUUUUGAUAGAGAUCUAUAGUUGGUAUCGUUGAUGAUGUUCUUUUUAAUAAGAUGUCGUUGAGCCUAACUCUACCAAACCGCUAUACAACAUGUCGUACAAUAGGUAUAUUUAAU
Messenger RNA from Annulohypoxylon maeteangense, 1650 nucleotides. Its product is annotated as Clavaminate synthase-like protein. NCBI's taxonomy places the organism in Eukaryota, Fungi, Ascomycota, Sordariomycetes, Xylariales, Hypoxylaceae. The record is from RefSeq and is a predicted model, not a curated record. The coding region runs from base 174 to 1346 and encodes 390 amino acids. The transcript is spliced from 4 exons.